GAAAAACAAAUGACUCGUCCGCCAUUUUAUGUCAAACCGUUGUCAUUGUUGACAGUUGACAAAAUGCCGUUUUCAAAACAAACCGCUCCGCCGCGAUAUUUCAUCAAUUUUCGGCGAUGUUUUGUCCGCUAAUGUUCGGGGUUCUCGAAUCGUUGAUAAAUUGGACGUACGAGUGGUGCGGCAGUACCCAAGUAGUGAUCCCGACCGCCACCACCUGUUUAUUAUUAGUGAUUUCCGUUGUGUCGGUGCACUUAAUACUGUGGAAGGGUCGCGCGGUCGUUUCGGCGAUCUAUUAUCGAUUUACGGAGGAGCAUUUAUUGGACAAACUGUACAAGGCGGUGCAAGACGACGACGUGCCGAGGGCGGUCUCGAUAUUAGAGAGAAAUCCGAGUUUGACGAACACUUUUAAGGAACCGGAGGGGUACACGCCGUUUAUGGCCGCCUGCGCUAACGCCAACACCCAGUUGGUGCGGUUCAUGUUACGUAUGGGCGCGAACGUCGCUUUGAAGUCGAAAAAUAACGAAACUGCCUUUUAUUUAACCGCAUUUUACUAUGUACAAAAUAAGAAUUGUAAAAACGCCACCUGCAUUCGCGAAUUGUUCCACGCGGGUGCGAACAUCGACGAGCCGGGACGGAACGAUUUCACCCCGUUGCAAAUGGCGGCGAUUUUUGGCCACGUGCCUCUGAUCAAGUGGCUGCUGCUGAAAAAAGCGAAAAUGGACACGUGGCCCCACCCCCAUCUGCUGGCCAAGACCCAGGGGCACCAGGAGGCGGCCAAUCUACUCGCCACCACCGUACAUAUAAGGAGCAUCCGGUCGAAGUGAAUCGCAGCACUUUAAUAUUAAUAUUAUUUAUUUUGUUAGUUUUAAGAAUAAAUUUGUUAUUUGAAGGAA
This is a messenger RNA of Anthonomus grandis grandis, 893 nucleotides long. RefSeq names its product ankyrin repeat, SAM and basic leucine zipper domain-containing protein 1-like. Gene Ontology annotation, biological process: protein palmitoylation. The coding region runs from base 117 to 824 and encodes 235 amino acids. Gene Ontology annotation, molecular function: protein binding; palmitoyltransferase activity. The record is from RefSeq and is a predicted model, not a curated record. Gene Ontology annotation, cellular component: Golgi membrane. NCBI's taxonomy places the organism in Eukaryota, Metazoa, Arthropoda, Insecta, Coleoptera, Curculionidae. The transcript is spliced from 2 exons.